Notodromas monacha is the source of this 774-nucleotide messenger RNA. The record is from the annotation of a GenBank genome assembly. NCBI's taxonomy places the organism in Eukaryota, Metazoa, Arthropoda, Ostracoda, Podocopida, Cyprididae.
AUGGUGAUUUGUCUUGUCGUUACGACGGACCGUGGGCUGAUGGGAUCGGCGCCAGGAACCGGCGGGCCGGGCAACGCCACGGGCCUGGACAACAUGGCGAGUCUGGAUCACUGCCUGUCUGACAUCAUGCGCAAUGACGGCGCCAUGCAGAACCAUUACCGAGUCGUGUCGGGUCGGGCCGGGCCGAGAUCCCGCGCUACUACUACUAUGCUGCUUUUGCAGCUGCUUGCUCGCUCCGAAAGACUUUUUUUUCUUCUCUGUCCUCAUUUAGAUUUCUUUCGAGGAUUUCUUCAUCAUAAAACGGACCGUGGGCUGAUGGGAUCGGCGCCAGGAACCGGCGGGCCGGGCAACGCCACGGGCCUGGACAACAUGGCGAGUCUGGAUCACUGCCUGUCUGACAUCAUGCGCAAUGACGGCGCCAUGCAGAACCAUUACCGAGUGAUUGAUUUCGGUUCCACGGGAAGGGGCGAAGAGGAAUUUGCACUUCCGGAGCAUUGCCACCAACAGGCGCCUCCAGCGUGUGAAACCUUUGUGGUGCAAAGUAGUGUUGAGUUCAUGCGUAUCAUUUUUGGACAGAUAUCUGCCAACCGUUCGACAGCUCUCCCCUCAAAAGAUGAGGCGCCCUUCCUGCAGAUUUUUGAACUUUUUCAUUCACAGCCGCCAAAAUUGGCGGCUGUGAAUGAAAAUGAUGGAUCUACCUUGGAAGACCUGGAGGCAACCCUUGGUAUUAAUACCACGUUGAUUUCAAGAAUUCUAAGGGAAAAGCUGGGCUAA